AUGAACAGCUCAUCCAUGUCAGAAAAUGACGAAACACACAAUCCACUUCACAUUGAACUUCGAGAUUGGGAAUUAGGACCCAACAAUACCAUUUUCGACAAUCUCAAAGCAGCCCCUUCGGACAAGGAUUUGUUAUGGCAAUGGGGUUUACUAGUGGGAUUGUCUGUCUUUGCUUUGGUGGCCAUUUUAAUAGUCUUUCUGGCCAUUCUACAAGAUCGAAAAUGUCGCAAAAACUCCUUUAAUGUCUACAUACUAUUCUUAAUGGUCCCCGAUAUUUUGUUUACUGGUUUGGGCAUUAUGACGACCAGUCUCAACAUUGCCAACGGAUCCUUUUAUAGUUGGGGACAUUGUCAUUUGCAGUCCUAUUACAGUGUCUUUACCGUCAGCGCGUCCUCCUGGCUCAAUGCGAUACUGGCCUGGCAGCUCCAUGCCAUGCUCAAGGCGAGCAAUCAACAUCGACGCUUCAAGGCACCGACGCGACAACGGGCUGUGAAACAUGGGUUGCUAGUAUUUUUAUGGAGUGCCUUUGUGGCCACAUGGACGCUGUGGCAAGUGGAUUGGUGGCCCAUUCGGACCGAACUGUAUUCGGGUGCCUUUUGUUUGCCCAUGGCGUAUGACAAUACAAGUUUGGCUUUUUUGUUUUUGGUCUUUGGGCCCUGCUGCUUUGUCGUUCCCUUUUUAUACAUUUGUCAUGUGGUCAUUGAUAUUCUGUGGAAACAAUUGCUCCCACCCAAGGAAAAACGAAAGCGGUUGCUCAUCUUUUUUGGAUUGAUCAUUACCUAUUUCUUCAUUUGGGUCCCAACCAUUGUCUUGACGUACAUUCUAGGAUAUUGGAUGACGUCUUGGUAUACCUACUUUGGUGCUGUGUGGGGCGUAAGUCAAGGAUUCAUUUCGGCGGCCGUUUGUCUGUUAAAGGCGGACAUUCAGCAAGCCUGUCGCAAGUUUGUUGGAUGUCAACACCAUGGUGCUGACGACAUGCGCAUGUCUGGGGCAAGUGGUGGUGGUCAGAAUCAUCAUCGUCAUCAUCAGAAUCAUCAUCGUCAUUAUCGUCAUGCGAGUGAAGCCUACAUUCACACAUCCAAUUUUGGAUUGGAUGGAAAUUCCAUGCAUUCCGUGGCACCCAGUGUCAUUGAUUUGUCCUCCCAUCGCGAGGUGAGCUCCUCGCAGCAUAAUGGAAGGUAUCACAGCCAUCCUACGACUAGUACCGGUAGUAUCGGGUCGACAACCUUGAGCGAAAGUUUUCAAACAGUGGGCAGUCUCAAUAGCAAGCCACCCUUUCCUGGUCGUUGUUCGGAUGAUACCAUUCUAGAAGUGGACGAAGAAAAACUCAUGGACGAAGUGGGCGAUAAUUGUUAUGACAAUACUGAUGAGAAUGGCAGCAUCGACUCGUCAUCGUCCUUUGCCAAUGAAUCAUUGGAAGAUGAGCAUGAUGAGCAUGAUAAGAGCAGUGGACACCACAAUUUGAGUAGCAGUUUUCGCAGUGUUGGGAUGGAUGGCAAGGUCACACCCUUUGCACAUGCUGCAACACAUCAGGAGGAUGAGGAGGAGGAUGAGGAUGUAAUUCUAGAAGUGGACGAAGACAAUCUAUUGUUGGAGGAUGAUAAGGAAGAGGAGGAUACUACUGGCAAUCCGACGACCAAUACUGGACAUGCUGUGGUAGACACAGUUGCGAUCAUGAUGGAAGAAGGAAAUCGCACGGCCACCACAGACAAGACAGUGGUGGACGAAGACAACAAUGUCGUGCAAACGUGA
Cylindrotheca closterium is the source of this 1752-nucleotide messenger RNA. The record is from the annotation of a GenBank genome assembly. Lineage: Eukaryota; Bacillariophyta; Bacillariophyceae; Bacillariales; Bacillariaceae.